This is a messenger RNA of Chelonia mydas (Green sea turtle), 9475 nucleotides long. It is a transcript of the gene ADAMTS14, whose product is annotated as ADAM metallopeptidase with thrombospondin type 1 motif 14. Gene Ontology annotation, cellular component: extracellular matrix. Gene Ontology annotation, biological process: proteolysis; extracellular matrix organization. The record is from RefSeq and is a predicted model, not a curated record. NCBI's taxonomy places the organism in Eukaryota, Metazoa, Chordata, Testudines, Cheloniidae. The transcript is spliced from 22 exons. The coding region runs from base 228 to 4031 and encodes 1267 amino acids. Gene Ontology annotation, molecular function: metalloendopeptidase activity.
CACCGUGCGGCGGGGACCAGCAGCACCGGCUCCUGCUCUGCGUGCGCCCCUGCCUCUGCCAGUCUGCAGCGCUCCAAGAGGAGGGCGCCUUGCUGAGCUCACCAGAGCCCGUCUCGCCGCCCGGCUUCCCGGCGGAGCAGCAGGAAGCCGAGGGGAAGAAACUCCACUCCCUCUGCCUCUGGAGAGCUGCUCCCUGGAGCCGCCAGAAAACGCUUCGCCAGCGCCAAAUGGAUUAUCUCUGUGUGAUGCUGUCUUGCUUGUUUCCUCUCAGCUACUGGUUUGCUACAGCGAAGGCAGCAAAACCCGAAGAGCACCUCCUGUCUGGAAAGCUAAGUGAGUAUGGUGUGAUUGUGCCCUUCAGUACAGAUUGCCAGGGACGAUUCCUCUCGCACAUGGUAUCUGGCUUAGUGGCAGCAGGCAGUCCUGAAGCCAGCCAUCCUUCCACCCCACCCUCUGCUCGGCACAGGGUGGCCCGCAGCACCCUGGAUGAGACACUGCACCAAGGCAGAGCUGGAAAUCGCUUGUUAUACUUCAAUGUCACGGUCUUUGGGAAAGAACUGCAUCUCCGCCUGAAGCCCAACCAUCGACUUGUGCCACCUGGAGCCUCUGCUGAAUGGCAGGAAGAUUUUCAAGAGCUAUUCCGAGAGCCCCUCCAGCAGGAGUGUCUCUUCACUGGGGACGUCACAGGCAUGCCGGGUGCUGCUGUCGCUAUCAGCAACUGUGAUGGACUGGCUGGCCUGAUUCGGACGGACAGUAGUGAGUUUUUCAUUGAGCCUUUGGAGAAGGGGCAGCAGGAGAAGGAAGAGAAUGGGAGGGCACAUGUGGUCUACCGCAGAUCCGCUGUCAGACAGGAAAGAGCAGAAUCACACAAGGAUCUUCAUAAUGAAGUUCCAAGCUUCAGUGUGGGUGAGCUCCCAAACUCACUGGACCUGAUUGAAGACCGGCUUGGUGAAGUGGACCGGAAGAGACGCCACGCCAAGAAGGAUGACUACAACAUUGAGGUCUUGCUGGCAGUGGACGAUUCAGUUGUGCGGUUCCAUGGGAAGGAACACGUCCAGAAUUAUGUCCUCACACUCAUGAACAUAGUGGAUGAAAUUUACCACGACGAGUCCUUGGGGGUUCACAUUAACAUUGUCUUGGUCAGAAUGAUCAUGGUGGGAUACAGACAGUCAGUCAGCCUGAUAGAGCGGGGGAACCCAUCUCGGAGCUUGGAACAGGUCUGCCGCUGGGCCCAUUCUCAGCAGCGCUCAGACCCAGACCAUGCUGAAUACCAUGACCAUGCCGUAUUCCUCACCAGGCAAGAUUUUGGUCCUGCAGGUAUGCAAGGUUAUGCUCCCGUCACUGGUAUGUGCCACCCUCUACGCAGUUGUACUCUCAACCACGAAGAUGGAUUCUCCUCAGCAUUCGUGGUUGCCCACGAGACCGGCCAUGUGUUAGGUAUGGAACAUGAUGGCCAGGGGAACCGGUGUGCAGAUGAGACCAGCAUGGGGAGCAUUAUGGCACCACUAGUGCAAGCUGCAUUCCACCGUUACCAUUGGUCCCGAUGCAGCAAGCAGGAGUUGAACCGAUACAUACAUUCCUAUGACUGCCUGCUAGACGAUCCCUUUGAGCAUGAAUGGCCCAAGUUACCAGAGCUCCCGGGAAUCAAUUACUCUAUGGAUGAACAGUGCCGCUUUGACUUCGGUGUGGGUUACAAAACAUGCACAGCUUUCAGAACCUUUGACCCUUGCAAGCAGCUGUGGUGCAGCCAUCCAGAUAACCCUUACUUCUGCAAAACGAAGAAAGGGCCCCCCUUGGAUGGGACCGAAUGUUCAUCAGGCAAGUGGUGUUUCAAGGGUCACUGCAUCUGGAAGACUUCAGAGCAGCCUUACAGCCAGGAUGGCAGCUGGAGUUCCUGGUCCAAAUUUGGCUCCUGCUCCAGGACAUGUGGGGGUGGGGUGCGCUCCCGCAGCAGGAACUGCAACAACCCACCUCCAGCCUAUGGUGGGCGCCAUUGCCCAGGUGCCAUUUAUGAGUACCAGGUCUGCAAUACUGAAGAGUGUCGUGGACCCUAUGAAGAUUUCCGUGCCCAGCAGUGUUCUAAGCGUAACUCUUAUUAUACCCACCAGAACUCCAAACACACGUGGCUUCCUUAUGAGCACCAUGAUGAUGCUCAGAAGUGUGAACUGAUUUGUCAGUCAGAGGAAACAGGAGAUGUGGUGUUCAUGAACCAGGUGGUUCAUGAUGGUACCAGAUGCAGCUACAGAGACCACUACAGUGCCUGUGUUCGGGGGGAGUGUGUGCAUGUUGGAUGUGACAAGGAAAUUGGUUCUUUGAAGCAGGAUGACAAGUGUGGUGUUUGUGGGGGUGACAAUUCGCACUGCCGGACGGUGAAAGGGACCUUCAUCAAAUCCCCGAAGCAGCCAGUGGGUGUUUUGAAAAUGUUUGAGAUUCCGGCUGGGGCCAGAUACAUUCAGAUAGAAGAGAUGGAGCCGGCCUCCCAUAGCAUUGCUGUUAAGAAUCAAGCUACUGGAAACUUCAUCCUUAAUGCCAAAGCCAAGGAAGCCAAAAGCAAAACCUUCAUUGAGAUGGGCUUGGAGUGGGAAUACACAAUUGAGAAUGGCAAGGAGAGCUUGAAAACCAGCGGCCCCCUGCAUGAAGCAAUCAGUGUGCUGGUUAUCCCAGAGGAAGAUGAGUCCAAGAGCAGCCUGAUGUAUAAGUACAUUAUCCAUGAAGACCUGCUGCCAGUGAUUGGAAACAAUAAUGUCCUUCUUGAAGAGAUGGAUUCCUAUGAGUGGGCCCUCAAGAGCUGGUCUCAGUGCUCAAAGGCUUGCGGAGGAGGCAUCCAGUACACCAAAUAUGGCUGUCGGAGGAAAAGCGAUAACCGGAUGGUGCAUCGGAACUUCUGUGAUAAUGGCAAGAAACCCAAGCCAAUCCGGAGGCGAUGUAACCCGCAGGAGUGCUCCCAGCCAGCAUGGAUGGCAGAGGAAUGGGGAGCCUGCAGCAAGUCCUGUGGCAAGCUAGGAGUUCAGAUAAGGGUGGUGCAGUGUGUCCAGCACCUCCUGAAUGGCACGAACCGGACGGUACACACCAAAUACUGCACAGGAGAUCGACCGGACACACGCAGGGCCUGCAGCCGCUUGCCCUGUCCAGCCCAAUGGAGGACAGGGGCCUGGUCCCAGUGCUCAGUCAGCUGUGGAGAAGGCAUCCAGCAGCGCCAGGUGGUGUGCAAGGCCAGUGACAAUAGCAUUGGGCAAUGUGAAGAUGAGAAACCAGAGACUGUCCAUGUCUGCAAAAUGGCAGCAUGCCCAGGAAAGCUACCAAGUAUUGCAGCAAACACAGAUACCAGUGAUCAUGUGACUCCGAAAGUACAGUGGGUACCCCAGGAUGGGCCCAAAAAUCCUGUUAAUAAGAUAUCUUCAAAAGAGCCUUGCCUUGGGGACAAGUCCAUAUUCUGUCAGAUGGAAGUUCUGGCUCGCUACUGCUCCAUCCCUGGCUACAACAAACUCUGUUGUGAGUCCUGUGGCAAAAAGGUCACCACCACCAGCAUGCCGCCCAGUGUAGACCAAAGUGCUUCAGAGACUGAAAGUCAUGAGGGUGCUUUCUUUUCCAGCCCAGUCACACCACUGCCCUUUCAUCCCACUGCCCGGCACCGCUCACAUAGGGUACAAAGCACAGCUGCCAAAGAGACAGAUGCAUCCCAAGCUGCUCACGUCCAGCUGUCCAGCACAGAAGGUUCAGCUUCCCAUGGAACCUCUUGGGCUAAUGCUGCGACCCAGUCUCGGGGCACUCCAGUCGAUGAUACUUCAAAAGUUGACACCUCAAGACCGCUACCUCCUAGCCGGCAGGCUGCAGCAGGGCAGAGUUCUGGGGAACUAUGGGGCAGCACUGCCUUUCAGUGGUUCUCUCCCGCCUUGAACAAACCUGCCGGUGCACACAGUGAAAGUGAUUUCUCUGUCCCCUCCCAGGGCAUAGCACGACAGAGAAGGCAUAAUACUGGAACCAAGCAGCUGGGGAACAGUCUCAGGAUCUCCUCCCCUGUUGUGACAUGAAGUAUUUUCCCAAAGUCUCUCUUGUCGACGGUUUACAUGGGCAGAGCAGCCAAGUUUCCGAGCCACUUUCGGAAACGGAUGAGACACGGAAUUAAAAACCGAACGGAAGGCUACCAAAAAAAUGGCUUCAUUUUUAUGACUUUUCGGCAGUGGCACUUUUUCAUUCUUUAUUGGAAUAAUGAAAAAAGAUCAGAUCAAAGGAAGAAACAAAAGGAAGAAACAGCACAGGCCACUGGGUUGCAAAUGAACCCCAAGCAGUGGCUGAGCCCGCAUGGCUUGUGCAGCCCACACCUGGUUACCUCAGAGAGUGGCUUGAAUCAAUCGGGCAUUUCCUUCCAAGGUGCUACAAAGAGAUUUUUCGAGCAAUAAAACAAAAGGCAACAGAAAGGACCUUUUGACCCUCAGCUCAGUCCUCACUCACCUGCUGCUGUUAUCCAUGUGGCAAGGAUCACAGUGGACUCUGAAAUCCUGUUGGAAAUGGUGCUGCAAAUAGAUUUUCUAUUCUUAACCUCAGUGAAGAGCAGAGCAGGGGGCAAGGGAACAGCAGGCCAGAUGGACUUGUACUCCAUACAUGUGGAUGGGGAGACCCAGUUUCAAAAGCAGGGUCAGGGGAGGGGCUGUCAGCAUCCUGACCCAGCUAGCAGAGGGAUGGUACGUGGCAGGGGUGGUCGGCUUCUUUGGGAGAGGGUGUGGUGGUCCUUGGACUGCACUUCGCUCACAACCUGUCUCCAGCUGCGUAGGGUGUCCUUUCAAGGUGGGCAGCCUGUGUUUGUGUCUGGAGGCCCUACGUAGUGAGGCAAUGGCAAGGUCAGUCACCAGAGAAGGAGGCAGAAGUGGGGGAAGGAGGGUGGCGUUAACCACAGAGAAAAUGAGGGAAUUCAGUACAUAAAUAUGUUGCAAAUUCCUGUGUUUGUGACAGAAGUGGGUUGCCCUGAAGGUCCUGAGGAGAGCAGCCCCUGCGUAGAACAGUUUGGUUAGCGACAUGUGGCUCCCACAAUGCACUUCUCUUCAUUUGAAAUUUUGGCUGUGGGGGUGUGUGCUUGUCCUCUAAAACUGUUCUAUAAGGUGCUGUUUUGAUUCCUGCUGAGACCCCAUGAGUGGGGAGGGUCCCAGAGCCCAGGUUCCAGCCUGAACACAAACAUCUACACUGCAGUUAAACAGCCCUGUGGCCUGAGCCCUGUGAGCCCAAGUCAGCUGACACGGGCCAGCCACUGGUGUUCAAUUGCAGUGUGGACAUACCCAUCUAGUCUGACUCUGUUCGUGCUCCCACUGAAGUCAAUGGCAAAACUUCCACGAGCAGGAUUGAGCCCAGUCAAGCAAGGUGCUGAACAUCUCCUGAGAGGGCUGACUUCAGUGGGAGUUGAGGGCUCUCAGAAGAUUGCAGCUGGUGUUCAGUGCUUUGCAGGAGCCAGGCCUAAUCUGGACAAGAUGGACACAAAUAAGACAAGACAACAGUUCGGGCAAAGGCGGGUGAGGGACCAUUGCAAAUGAGAAUAAGGUAGGCAAAAUUGCUGGAAUAGUAGGUGGGUUUGAAAGCGAGGCCAUGCUUGGCAGACAGAUGUUGAGACAUUAGUCCAGCUGCAAAUCCGUUCUCAAAAAUACAUUUUUGUGAAAUUUGUGCUUACUGUGGGCUUACUUCUGCUCCCAUGGAAAUCAGUGACAAAAUUCCCUGCUGUCUUCAGUGGGAGCAGGAUUGUGUCCCUGUAGUUGUCACUAGUGCAGGAAAGAACGUGGGUCAGCUGAUCUGCAGUAUGCCCUCAGACUCUAGACUGCAAGCCUCAUGGAGCGUUCACAGCUCAGUAAGCGUCAGAUCCACCUCAUGCCUCGUGUGAAAGGCUGAGUCCAGACCUCCUCUUGACUUGGCUGCUGAGGAAGUCCAGCCCUUUGUAGGAGAUGCCCAGCAUCCAGAAGGGGUGGGGCCUAGAUAAUCUUCCUCUUGUGUCGGAGACCAGGACGCUCACUUGCCUCAAAAGGAUGCUGUAAAGAGAAAGAUAUUGUUACCCCUUUUUGACCCGAGCAGCUAGUCAAAUUUCAGGGCCAUGGGGAUGUUCCAGCUGGAAGUAACAAUUGAUGGAGUCUGCUAUUUUCUUUGCUGCAAUCUUGUUUAUUUACAAGGAAUGUGCAAAGCCCUGUUUCUCUGAUCGCAGGAGGAAUCAAGAGCAAAGGGAGCAUUUCCUUAGCUUACUGCCCCAAGCCUCUUUAGCCAACAGCCCAAAAGCUUUUUCUCACUAGCUUUGUCCAGGAUCACACUGUGCUCACGGGCUGUUGCUUGGCUUUCUUGAUUUUUGCAUGCCUCUCCUCUGUUCUUGUCUGUCUUUAGUUUCUGUGUGUUCUCCCUCUCUCCCCCAACUCAACCCUUCCACCUACACAAUCCAAAACUCCUGAGUGGGCUCUGUUUGGCCUUGUUUUAAGUGUGGUCCCUUAAACGUCUCACAGCUAUUUUAAGUGGAGGUCACAUUCAUAUGUCAGUUGCAUUGAGGUUUUAACUCAGCCCAUAACAAGGUGUAAUCCAGUCCAUAUGCAUAUAUUGUUGGUUAGUGCUUUUAAGGCUUUAAUUUUAAAUGAUAUGUUUGCAAGAAGAAGAGCUCUAUAAUAUGAAUGAAGUGUACAUACACCAAAGUGACAAAAGGGGUAGAAAUGCUCAAAAAAACAAUAAUUUGUUAAACUAAUGAAAUCCUUUGGGGCCUUUUGGAAGGAAUGGGGAGUAGUGAAAAAUGGUUUGUUCUUUCUUUACUGCCUCUUACAUUUUUAUGUUUUUUACCUUCUGCAUUGGAAGGCUUGCUGUGACAUUUUAACCAAGGGCAAAAAAUGCUGAGUGUCUGGGUUGGUAGUGACUCUCUGCACCCUCACAGGUGGCUGACAAGAUGGGUAGGGAACUCUCUCUCUGAAUCUGAGACAGGAGAGGGAUAGCUGGGCUGCCCACAUGUUUUGGGCCUGAGGUGAGGUCACUGGCAGGCCCGGAACUCAGAGUCCCAGCUAUAUGCUUCUGAAGGCUGCAUUAAGUAUUUAAAGGCCAGUGUAGUGCUGGAGACUCAGCCCAAGAAAAGGAAGCCAUGGACAGAGUGUCUAGUUGGUACACUGUGCAUGCUGUAUACUGGCCUGGUCUGUUGCAGCUGGUUAGUUUCUGUUGUAAGGAAUUUGAAGCUAUUGGAGAUCAGAUCAAUCAAUCCCUGAAUGCAAACUGCUUAUGACCCACUGUCCCUCAGAGACACUUUAUACUGGUGUAUAAAAUGGGUUUAGUGAAAGCAGAAACCUGAUUGGUUUACAAAGGUUCAUUUAAUUCAGGGAGCUAGUGCAAUUUCAUGUCAGACCAUUGCAACCCCUUACCAAAAUGUAAGAAACAAGCAUUCUUAAAACUAACAACACAUGUAAGGAAAUGCAGUAACAGGAUGUCUGUGAUAGAGGCAUGCAGGUUUCUGGAACCAUCAUGGACCCUUUCAUAGGUUUGCUGCAAACCUUGGGCCUAAUUCUGGCAAGAGCUUCACCAAUGUAAAUCUGGAGUAACCUCACUGAUUUUAAUGGAGUCACUCCAGAUUUACAUUGGUGUAAGAAAUCAGAAUCUGGCCCUUAGAUGACUUCUUACUGCAAACUGCACACAACAUUAGUGGCUUGUCCCUCUGAUUGAAAUAUCAUUAUGAACUCUUUAAGGGAGUGCUUGAGUGUCCGUGUUUAUUUAUUAUGCCAAAGAUAAUGCUUCAUUUUGUGUGUUGUUUACUCUUUAAAGAGCAUUGUUUUCUAAGACUUUCACCUGAAGCUUACAGCUCCCACCAAGGUACAUUACCUAGAUGGCAACACCCACUGGGAGGAAUGGGUUAGGAAAUACCGCAUCAUGCUCCACAAUUACUGUCUGUAGCCAGUGGUCAUCCCUGAUCAGUAUUGUGAGCAGGUUUGAGUGCCAGAAUACCAGCAGCUCCACCGCAGCCCCAGCCUCUGGAGAGUUUGGGGUGGGGUAGGAACCGUUCUCCAUCUCAUCAACAACUACUCCCAGUGCACCAGCAUGGCUAAGAUCUGGAAACCUGUCACAUGUGGAGUCGAACUGAGAGCCCUGACAUCAGGGGGUGGGUGUGACACAUUAUAUAAACGUAGCACAUAAUUAAUAUAAAUUAUGCACUAAAACGUAGUACAUAAUUGUGAUGACUCACUGCAUCAGCUCCAAAAUCAUAACGUGAACUAGUAACUUGUAGGCCACAUCUGUUAUGACAUUUACUUUGAAUCCACAGGGAAAAGCUGAGAGGAGGGAACUGUUCCCUGCUGGAGAUGGUAACAUACAUCUCUCCUGCUAGUUCUGUGGCCUUUGGCAACUCAAUACAGAGUUGGGAUUAAGAUGAACAUAGGCGGUUUUUCAGCUUUUUCCCCCUGAAGCAAAACUUUUCCCUCAAGCAGGUUCAACACGUUUGCUCUUUGCCUCUCACAAAACCUGUUUACUUCAAGCAUUAAGAAAUGAUUGCUAACCGUCAUUGCUUGGGAUGUCUCCAGAAAGCAGCGCAUGUGCAGGCCCUUGCACUCCACACAAUGUCCUAGGCAUUGUACGAGUUUUGUAUUGCAGCAUCUGGGAGCAAGUCUUUAUCUCAGGACUGGCUGAAUAAGCACCGUCUAUAGUAGUUUGUCCCUACUGUGAGCAGGAAGCUAUAGGCUUAGCAGCUACACCAGUACACCGAUUCCUGCCACCUAUGUUCCACAGUGCAGUAUGUCAGAUUUGGAAAUUACCUCAAAGCCCUCACUCCCUGCAACAUGACUGAGUGCUGUAGGAUGGUGCUUCAAGAAUCCUGGAACCCACUGGUACAACAAUGGUUGUAAGAUUGUGUGUGGAUGUACCAAGAGAGUUCUGCAAAAGUAUUAAUGUUGCAUGGACAAGCAACACAACAAACCAGUUGAUGCGAUUGAUGUGCCUAAAAUGGUUUUCUUGCGUAGUGUAGGCAGAUCUGUAGUGAGUUGGGCAUUUGUUUGAUGUUGGUGAGGUCCUAAUACAUACUUGGUUUGCAAACCCAGAGAAAACACUAGUCACCACCAGAGCUGGGCACAACAGUGACACUCAAAUUUAUAUGAAGUAGGUGCAGUUUAAGGUCUUGCACAGGGAUGUACCAAUGUCACAACAGCUAAUGACACUAUGUGUAUGGGGCAAGUCACAUCACCAAUCUCUCCAUCCCACAGCAGUGAAGAUUUGUCUCCCCGACCUCUGCCACUCCCACCCACAAGAAGAUUGUACGUUGCAGCUGAUACCUAACAGGGUGAGUGGAGCUGGGACUUGGGAUAGUUUCCUAUCUCCUCCUGGGCCGAUGAACACGUCAAAUCAUUCCUGUGAUGUAACCUUGUCCAGUGUUACGAUGUAUAAAGUUUUGUACAUAUAAGAUUCAGAGCUUUUUAAUAUUUAUUAAUUUUGUUGUUGGUGGGGGUUUUUUGAAACUCUUAAUGUAAAAAAUCCACUCAUUGCCCUCACCCUUUUC